This is a messenger RNA of Menidia menidia (Atlantic silverside), 918 nucleotides long. NCBI's taxonomy places the organism in Eukaryota, Metazoa, Chordata, Actinopteri, Atheriniformes, Atherinopsidae. The record is from the annotation of a GenBank genome assembly.
GAGCGGCGCCCCCCGGUGGAGGCCUACGGCGGGCGCGGCGAGUGCCAGACGGCGGCCGAGCUGGAGCGUAUCCGCGGGGACCGGGACGCGCUGCACAUGGAGGGGCUGAUGGUGCGCGAGCGCAUCCUGGGCGCCGCCAGCGCGGACGUGUCGCACCCCAUCAUCUACCGCGGCGCCGUGUACGCCGACGGGCUGGAGUUCGAGCGCUGCGUGCGGCUCUGGCUGCACGCGCUGCGGCUGAGGCAGGCCGGGCUCCGCGGCACGCACAAGGACCUGCUGCGCUUCGCCCAGGUCUUCUCCCAGAUGCUGCACCUCAAGGAGCGCCCGCCCGCCGCCAGCGUCAACGCCGUGCUGGGCUGCAGCGUGCUGGAGAUCCGCCGCAGCGCCGCCCGCAUGGAGGGGAUUAUUGGGGGGGUGGGAGGGGGAGGGGUGGGGGGGGGCGGGAGGGGGAGGGGGGGAGGCAGAGCUGGCGCAGGCCACAGACAACUACGAGUCAAAUCUAUUCACUUUUCUGUACCUGGCGUGCAUCUCCACCAAGACGCCCUGGACCCGCGUUCCCGGGACGGCGCCUCUCUGCUGCACCUGGCCAUCAGCUCCAGCACGCCGGUGAACGCGGUGGACCACGAAGGCAACACGCCGCUGCACGUCAUCGUGCAGUACAACCGGCCAAUCAGCGACUUCCUGACGCUGCACGCCAUCAUCAUCAGCCUGGUGGAGGCGGGCGCCCACACCGACCGCACCAACAAGCAGCAGAAGACGCCGCUGGACAAGAGCACCACCGGCGUGUCCGAGAUCCUGCUCAAGACGCAGAUGAAGAUGAGCCUCAAGUGCCUGGCGGCGCGCGCCGUGCGCCGGCACCAGAUCACCUACCGGGACCAGAUCCCCAAGACCCUGGAGGAGUUCGUGGAGUUCCACUGA